UGACGUAACUAAUCCUGUUUGGAUUAGAUUAUUUGGUUUUUCUGGUAUUAACCAACUUUGUAGCAUUCCAGGUACAAUUUUAAGUGGUCGUACCGCUUAUGAAGUAUAUAAGCACAUGCAUCUACUUAAGUCUAAUUCUAGUUCUUCUGUUGAACAAGUAAUCACUCACGAUAGUACUCUUCAGCAACCUAAAUUUUCUAGAAAUCCUUUUUCUACAAAAAGUAAAUCUUAUAAUUUAACAAAAGCUGCUGCUAUUCGAAUGGUCACCUUUUCGCUCUUAUUUGCUCUUAUCAAUUUUUUUGGUUGUUUUGCAAGCUUUUCAGCUAUUAUUAAAAAUGUAAGUCUUGAAAAAGAACCCUCUACUAAUGAUUGGGUUGGUGCGACCAUUGGAAUUUUUGUAUUCAUUGUGUUUGGCUGGCCACACAAUUUCAAGAAAGUUAAGCAAAUUUGGUUAAAUGGUUAA
Dentiscutata heterogama is the source of this 463-nucleotide messenger RNA. NCBI's taxonomy places the organism in Eukaryota, Fungi, Glomeromycota, Glomeromycetes, Diversisporales, Gigasporaceae. The record is from the annotation of a GenBank genome assembly.